AUGGACAUCGAUCAAAACAGCUCGGCCUGGACGACGACUGCCGCCUGUCUGGCCGUUGUCCUCUUCCUUUAUCUUGUCAGGCCGCGGUCAUCCUCAUGGGGCCACCCGCCCCUACCCCCUGGCCCGCCGGGUGAAUUUCUCCUUGGUCAUCUGCGUGUUAUUCCCAAAGAGAGAACCGCCGAGACGUAUGCCGAAUGGGCCAAGAAGUACAAGUCAGAUGUCAUCUAUGUCAAAUCCCUCGGGCAGCCCAUUAUUGUGCUCAACAGCGUCGAUGCUGCCAGGGAUCUUCUCGACCGGAGGGGGGCCAACUACUGCGACAGGCCCAGAUUCACCCUCUUUGAGGUGUAA
Messenger RNA from Colletotrichum chrysophilum, 348 nucleotides. RefSeq lists its product as uncharacterized. Gene Ontology annotation, molecular function: monooxygenase activity; heme binding; oxidoreductase activity, acting on paired donors, with incorporation or reduction of molecular oxygen. The transcript is spliced from 2 exons. The coding region runs from base 1 to 348 and encodes 115 amino acids. Lineage: Eukaryota; Fungi; Ascomycota; Sordariomycetes; Glomerellales; Glomerellaceae. The record is from RefSeq and is a predicted model, not a curated record.